AUGGAUAGAAUUGACGAGCUCUGUAGUAUGAUGCAGACUGUAAUGAAGAAAUUGGAGACGCUUGAACUGAUCAAAGACCGAAUUUUAUCCGUCGAGCAAGAUGUCAAAAGUCUAAAAGAGUCAAUCAAUUUUGCUCAUGCAGAACUAGACGACCUCAAAAAAGAAACGAAGGAAAGAAAAGAGGCUGAAGACGAAAGAGAAAUAAAGAUCAAAAUCUUAGAAGAUUCUAACCGGCGGCUUCAAGAAAGUGUCAUUGACCUCAAAGCGCGAUCGAUGCGGGAUAACUUACUAUUCCACAAUAUUCAAGAAAGCGAUAAAGAAGAUUGUACCGAUAUAAUCUUCAAAUUGUUAGAAGAAAAACUAGAGAUGCCUGAUGCAAGAAGAGAGAUCAAAAUCGACCAAGCGCAUCGAGUUGGCAGGAAACGUGACGACCGACGGAAGCCAAGAGCAAUUGUCGCAAAGUUUAAUUUUUUUCCUGACCGAGAGAAGAUCCACUAUAACACAAAAAAAUCGAAGGGAACACAGAUCGGAAUCUCCAAGCAGUUUCCAGAGGAGAUCGAGAAAGUUCGACAAACAUUAUAUCCGGAGAUGAGAAGAGCAAAGGCGGCUAAUCAAAGAGUGCGUCUGGUUGGUGACAAACUUUUUAUAAACAAUGUGGAAUUUAUUCCCCGACAUAAUUAA
Paramuricea clavata is the source of this 681-nucleotide messenger RNA. The record is from the annotation of a GenBank genome assembly. NCBI's taxonomy places the organism in Eukaryota, Metazoa, Cnidaria, Anthozoa, Malacalcyonacea, Plexauridae.